AUGGCGAAGAUUCGAGUCUUUCGUGGCGAUUUUGGUGAAAUCAUUCAUGUUCAACUUGCGAUAGAUCGAGCUGCUAAUCUUUCAAGAGGAGAUGCAUAUGUUGAAUUCAAGGCAAAAAUAGCUGAUGCUGAGAAACCACAGCUGUACAUGGAUGGUGUAUGUUUCAAGUGAUCCAAAGGGAGAUGCUUUAAAAUCUGAUAAUGUUGGUACUGACAUUGAGAAAUAUGAUAAUCACCUCUGCCUAUGAGUGGUGGAUCACCCAUACGCAGGCCAGUGUCCUCUUCUAGCGGCCGUUCUCCUCCAA
This is a messenger RNA of Arabidopsis thaliana (thale cress), 304 nucleotides long. RefSeq names its product arginine/serine-rich protein-like protein. The coding region runs from base 1 to 171 and encodes 56 amino acids. Gene Ontology annotation, molecular function: nucleic acid binding. The record is from RefSeq and is marked reviewed. The transcript is spliced from 3 exons. NCBI's taxonomy places the organism in Eukaryota, Viridiplantae, Streptophyta, Magnoliopsida, Brassicales, Brassicaceae.